Molecule: messenger RNA, 747 nt
Organism: Camellia sinensis
Lineage: Eukaryota; Viridiplantae; Streptophyta; Magnoliopsida; Ericales; Theaceae
Product: agamous-like MADS-box protein AGL62
Biological process (GO): regulation of transcription by RNA polymerase II
Molecular function (GO): protein dimerization activity; RNA polymerase II cis-regulatory region sequence-specific DNA binding; DNA-binding transcription factor activity, RNA polymerase II-specific
Source: RefSeq, a predicted model, not a curated record
AUGGGCCUCCAAAAGAUUGAAAUCAAGAAGAUAGAGAAGAAAAGCCAGCUCCAAGUUACCUUCUCCAAGCGCCGUGCCGGAAUAUUCAAAAAAGCUGGCGAACUCGGCGUCUUGUGCGGCGCCCACGUCGCCGUCAUCGUCACCUCCCCUGCCGGCAAGGUCUUCGCCUUUGGCAACCCCUCUGUUGACUCCGUCAUCGAUCGCUUUCUCUCCGAAAACCCUAAUCCUAACCCUAAUUCCCAUGGUUUCGACACGUGUCAUGAUGACGAGCUCCAUCAAGUGCAUCAGCAAAGUAUUAACCCUAACCCUAAUUCUAACUCUCAGUGCUCGGAGCGCCAUCGAGUGAGUAAGAAUCCUAACCCUAACCCUAAUUCUCAGUGUUUGGACAUGUGUCACGAGGAGGAGGUCCGGCAAGUGCAGCAAUUGAGUAAGAAGUAUGUGAAGGCGGUGGGGAAGUUGGAGGCGGAGAAGGAGAGAGGAAAGGCGGUGGCCGAGUUGAACAGCGGCGGAGGAGGAGGUGGGUUUUGGUGGGAUGAGAGUGUUGAGGGAUUAGAGUUGCAUGAGCUUGAGCAGUAUGUGGCUGCAUUGGAAGUUCUUAAGAGUAACUUAUUGGCUAGGGCUGAUGAGAUGGCGGUGGCAGCGAGCGGUUUUCCAGCGAAUUUCUUGGCUUCCAACGGUGUUGUGGUGGCUAAUGCUUUUGGUAGUGCUGAGUGCAGUGGUUUUGGUUUUGAUUGUAAGCCUUUCUAA